Molecule: messenger RNA, 1548 nt
Organism: Prorocentrum cordatum
Lineage: Eukaryota; Dinophyceae; Prorocentrales; Prorocentraceae
Source: the annotation of a GenBank genome assembly
AUGACUUCGGUCGACAGGGACCUGUUCGAUGCCGUGGAGCUCAUCCCCCAGCGCCUGUAUUGGGUGACCCUGCAUGGCAACCAGAUGCCCGAGAACACGGCGAGGUCUCAUUAUUUUUGCACCGACUCCUCUUUUGUGUACGAGCCCUUCUUCGCGGACUUCGGGCCGCUGAACUUAGGCUGCACGUACAGGUACUGCAAGUUGUUGGAUCAGAAGAUGAGGGAUCCGGCUCUGAAAGGCAAGCGCAUCAUCCACUGCUGCUCCGCCGACCCCAAGCGGCGCUCGAACGCGGCCUACCUGAUCUGCGCGUAUUUGGUGAUCGUCCGGCGGCAGCUGGCGGACUCCACGUUUGCGCCGUUCAACUUUGUGACGCCUGGCCUCGUCCCCUACAUCGACGCGUCGACAAACAAGAAGCACGACUUCUUCCUGACUGUCCUCGACUGCCUGCACGGCCUCGAGAUGAGCAUCAGGCUGAAGCUCUUCGACUGGGAGCGCUUCAACGUGGAGUCGUACGAGUACUUUGAGAAGGUGGAGAACGGGGACCUGAGCUGGAUCUUGCCCGGCAGGAUGCUGGCGUUUGCGGGGCCGUACUCGACCUCCACCGACGAGGACGGCUUCCCGACCUGGACACCGGAGGAUUACGUUCCGAUGUUCCUGGACGCGGGGGUCCGUUUAGUCAUACGUCUUAACAGGAAGAUGUACGAUAAGCAGCGGUUCAUCGACAACGGGAUCAAGCACGUUGAUCUUUAUUUUGCUGAUGGCACGUGCCCGCCCAGGGAGAUCAUCAACAAGUUUCUCCACAUCACGGAGGCCGAGCGGGGCCCGUGCGCCAUCCACUGCAAGGCAGGGCUGGGCCGCACAGGUACGCUCAUUGGCCUCUACGCAAUGAAGCACCUGAGGUUCCCUGCGAGAGCCUUUAUCGGGUGGAACAGGAUCUGCAGGCCGGGCAGCAUCCUGGGGCCCCAGCAGCAGUUCAUGGUCGACAUGCAGCCGAUGAUGUUCCAGGCCGGGCUGGCGCACGGCGGGCCGCAGACGAGCCUGCAGGCCCCCAGCGGGCCGCCCCAGGACGCUGAGCUGGAGAACAAGAUGAGCAGGCUGACCGUGCGCGACCUCAGGGACGAGGAGAAGCACGAGGACGUUGGACAGGGCGAGGGCCUGUGCCACGCGAAGCGCGGGCGCAACGUGGACGCCCUCGGCGUCGUCGACCAGGGCACCCGCCAGGGCAUCAGGCCUAAGACUAGUGGAGCAUCCGACCCGGCAUUUUCCCUCCAGAGACUGGUGAGACCAGGGCGCCCGCCCGGCCGGUACGGGAGACCAGCGCGGCGCGCGGAGCGGGAUGCCCUCGGAGAGUCCCUCGAGGGCGUCCUGCCGCUCACGGACUCGGGAACGCGUCACGAGACGGUGGAGGCACAGACCUCAGCAGGCUUUCUGCAGAAGCUCCACCAGGUUUGGGACGACGUGAGCUUCGUUCCCAAGCGAGAUUUGAGCCAGGCGACCCAGCAGAGGUUGGGCUCUGUGAUAGUCCGCCACGUGGCCUUGCAGUGGUAG